Messenger RNA from Penicillium cinerascens, 681 nucleotides. RefSeq lists its product as uncharacterized. The transcript has 2 exons. The record is from RefSeq and is a predicted model, not a curated record. Lineage: Eukaryota; Fungi; Ascomycota; Eurotiomycetes; Eurotiales; Aspergillaceae. The coding region runs from base 1 to 681 and encodes 226 amino acids.
AUGGUGCAGACGAAGCAACGGUGCUGUAUGAUCUUCCUGCAUACUCAUGCUACAGGAGGAAUCGAGGCUGAGUUUGCUGAAGAGGACAGCAGUGUAACAGCAGUCACACAGGUCGCGAAUUCCUCCCUGUUGCCAAUUGACAGCCACAUCAUCCCCCGCAAAAUCCUUUACAGGGACUUGGAUUCCGUCGGCAAUACAUAUGCCCCCGCCUUUGCCAGAAUCAACUCCAUUCAAGUCGCACCUGAUGGAUCGCAAGCAUCUUCAUCCUCUGACUGUACUGGAUGUUCCGGCCAAGAUGUCCGAUGGGCUCCAGCGUCCAGCCUCAUCCAUCCGUCUACUCUUGAAAGCAUGUUUCAGACUGUCUUCCCGUUGCAGUCCCUUCGCCUUGGACCUGGCCCGGUCAUACUAAAGCGCAUCGGUGAGCUGUUGGUCGGGCGGGUUUUCUGUGCGCUCAAGGCUCUCCAGCACAAGUAUGCACUAGGUGGCAACAGCAAUGACACCGUUCUCAUCAAUGAAGAUCAGCCGGAGCAGCCUAUCCUAGCGGACCCGGUAGCCUCGGCUGCAAUUACCACUCUUUUGGCAAAUCCUUCACGUAUUGUUGGGCUGAGUCCCGAUAUCCCUCCAUCUUUCCAUCAGCAGAAGAUGAUGAUAUUCAGCAUGGUCACCAGCGGGGUGGUCUGA